UAAAUCUUCUCAGAUUGCUCAAUUAUUCAUAUAAAUGGGCUUCGUUUGAACGAAUGUUCAGUAAAUAUUGGCCGGGAAGUGAUGGAUGACGAAAUCAGCUGGGGCAUCGAUUAUGGAAAUGAGUAGCACCAUGUCCACCAGUAAUCUGCCACCCCUGCGAAACCUGCCCAGCUGGACCAGGGUACGAGAUCUGGACCGGGUGAGAUACCCCAGACAUCUGUCCAGCGACUGUAUGGUCAGAUCUCCACCUGUGGACAUCAAGAGCCCACAAGCAGCUGCUCAGCCCAGGACAGAUGCACAGGGCACACACAUCGCCUCUCUGGAGAAAGAUGUUCUGUUCCUCCAGCAACAGCAUAAAGACACGCUGGAGAGACUGCAUGCAGAAAUUGAAGACCUGAAGCGUGUUAAUAAAGAAUUACAGUAUCAGCUGAUUAUGGAACAUGAAAAUUCUCCAAAAGAGUCCAUAUGGUCCAACAGUAAUUCCUCAAAAUCCAGCAGUGAUGGUUCAGCCGAGAAGAAUUCCCAGUGUGGAUUCAUCAGCUCAGAGGAGGCAUGUGAGGCGGGAGGAGGAGGCGCAGUCACGUCUCUGCUGCCUCUCAGGAUCACCUGCAGCCCGUCCCAGCAGCCCCGCACCCCGACGCUGAAGGAGUGUGAACUCAUCAUCCGGCAGCUCUAUCACGCCAACACCGCACAGUAUCAGGAGCUGCUGCGGAUCAAGACGGUCCUCAGAGAAGUCACCUCCAAAAACAGAUCGGCCGCUGAAGCUUUCUCUCUUGCAAGAGCCUCGCUCUGUGACAACAGCAGGGGUGAAGUUUUCGAGCAUUUCCCAAAACUACCUCUCAAACCACUCCCAAAGAAAGAGAUCCCGAGUCACGCCGGUAAAGAACCUGUGCUUCUCCCAGCCAUCAAGCACAGUCUCAGCAGCACCAUGUCAGAGCGGCAGAGGAGAGCGCAGGACGUGCACAGACUGCGUCUCAGGAGAGCUGUGAACUCUUAACCCUCCUCUGCAGUGAAGGUUACGCUUCUGUCAUUGUGCCUUCCUAUUUGCUGAUUAGAAGGUCUUACAGUUCUGUCUUUUUUUACCCUAUAAAACGGCUUAAACAUCUCAGUCAGUCUCUCUAUAAGCUGAAGGAAGGUCAAAAUAUGUAUUCUUUCUUCACCACAGAGACGUGAGGAAUGAGUGAAUGGCUGUUGAUCACGUUUGAUUCCCUAAUGAACUAAAUAAGAAUCUUUCCAGAGAAGCAGCCAAAUGUCAAAGACGAGACGAGAGCUAAGCUGCCCGUCCUUCAACAGGAAGAUCCGUAAACUCUUAAGACAGACACAAUA
Molecule: messenger RNA, 1326 nt
Organism: Sinocyclocheilus rhinocerous
Lineage: Eukaryota; Metazoa; Chordata; Actinopteri; Cypriniformes; Cyprinidae
Product: coiled-coil domain-containing protein 74A-like
Exons: 8
Coding region: 86-997 (303 amino acids)
Source: RefSeq, a predicted model, not a curated record